AACAUUGCGCGCUAUGCAAUGUCUCACUUUUCGACUAGCUGUGAUCUCACACACAGAGCUGCUGUGAGCCGAAAGAAUAACAAAAUAUCGAAGAAACGGGACUCGUCCAGAAUAACCAACAAACAAUGAAUCUGAGUAAGAAGCUUGGGGAUAUGAAGCUCUCAAAAGUCACUUUCCAGGCAACAACGAAAGACCGUGAUGCCACAAGAGCAAAAGAAUCCCCAGGUUCUCUGGCUUCCAGAGGAAUUCCAGUCGUGAAGUCUCAGCAAGAUGACAAAACCCAGAAAACAGCAAAUACCAAACAAUCUCAACCACCCAUUAGUCUUAAGGGUCUCCUGACUGCUCAACGAAUUACAAGGGAACUUAAGAAUCGAGCAGCUUUGAGAAGAAAAACCAGAGCUCGAACACAGCACCGGAGAUCAGUGGUCAUCAUCAAUGAGCAGGCACCAGAUACCUCUGCUAACCCCUCGCAGAAGUUCCCACAUACCCAAGCAAAAGAGCUCAUCGACGAAUUCUUAGAUACAAAGCUCAGAGACGUGAUCUAUGACCCAGACUCGUGCGCUCAUCUCACUAAAGACUUGUGCGAAGAUAUAAAAAGAAUGGUACGCAGACUAACUCCACCACGAUACAAACUGAUCUGCAAUAUGGCUAUUGGAAGUAAAAGUCAAGAAGACGUUAUUGUAACCAGUCAGUGUCUGUGGGACUCCCAUUCUGACAAUGUUACCUCCUGCAGCUAUGAGAACCGUACAUUGUUUUGUGUCGUUUUGGUGUAUACAGUGUAUUUUGAAUAGUGCAAUUCAUUUCUCCAACUGCAACAUCUAGGGGUCCACAGGUUGGACAGACCUGAUGUAAAGGGUAGCAAAGCAAUACGAUACAAAACAUUAAAUCUUUUCUGCUUUACGUCUCUACAAAAUAUUAUUAUUUUUGCAACUCAUGUUUUAAAUGUCUAAAUAAAAUAUACC
Messenger RNA from Pelobates fuscus (common spadefoot toad), 962 nucleotides. Its product is annotated as dynein light chain Tctex-type protein 2B-like. The transcript has 5 exons. The record is from RefSeq and is a predicted model, not a curated record. Gene Ontology annotation, biological process: microtubule-based movement. Bases 126 to 791 code for a protein of 221 amino acids. Gene Ontology annotation, cellular component: cytoplasm; cytoplasmic dynein complex. Gene Ontology annotation, molecular function: dynein intermediate chain binding. NCBI's taxonomy places the organism in Eukaryota, Metazoa, Chordata, Amphibia, Anura, Pelobatidae.